This is a messenger RNA of Erythranthe guttata (spotted monkey flower), 4000 nucleotides long. The record is from RefSeq and is a predicted model, not a curated record. NCBI's taxonomy places the organism in Eukaryota, Viridiplantae, Streptophyta, Magnoliopsida, Lamiales, Phrymaceae.
GAAAAGAUCACCAAAAAAAAAAAAAAAAAAAAAAGAAUUACUGGCAUGCCCACGUCAGCAAUCUCGCCUCGAUCAUUCCGAUUACUUCCGUGCUUCACUGUCUUACCAUAAACCCCAUUUGUUAUCUCACAGAGCUACACACACACAUACAUACAUAUAGAUACAUAUAGAUACAGAGCGAGAGUGAAAAGAUGGGUUCUUUGAUGACAGAGAACAAAAUGGAGAAAGAAGAAGAAUCCGAAUCAAAGGAACCGAUUCUGUACGUUAAUGGCGUCCGUAGAGUUUUGCCUGAUGGGUUGGCCCACUUAACUCUUCUCGAGUAUCUCAGAGAUAUAGGGCUGACUGGGACAAAACUUGGCUGUGGCGAGGGAGGUUGUGGGGCGUGCACUGUGAUGAUUUCUUCUUUCGACCAAAAGUCGAAGAGAUGUGUGCAUCUUGCGGUCAAUGCAUGCUUGGCUCCUUUGUAUUCAGUCGAAGGAAUGCACGUUAUUACAGUCGAGGGCGUCGGUAAUCGUAGAAAUGGCUUGCAUCCAAUUCAGGAAUCAUUGGCUAAAUCACACGGCUCACAAUGCGGUUUUUGCACUCCUGGUUUUAUAAUGUCAAUGUACGCCUUACUGAGAUCGUGUAAAAAACCACCCACUAAGGAAGAUAUUGAAGAAAGCCUCGCUGGAAAUUUAUGUAGAUGCACAGGUUAUCGACCAAUAGUCGAUGCAUUUCGUGUAUUUGCUAGAACAGACGAUGCCCUUUACACCAAAAAUGAAUCUUCAGCCCUUUCGACCAAUGAAUUCGUUUGUCCUUCAACCGGUAAGCCAUGUUCUUGUGGGAUGAAUAUCAAGGACGAAAAUGAAAAUAAAGAAAUCUCGUGUGGCGAAAAUUUGAAGCCGAUUUCAAACAGUGAUAUCAAUGGAGCUGCAUACACAGAGAAAGAGCUUAUUUUUCCUCCGGAACUUCUGUUAAGGAAACUAACGAAUUUGUUCCUAAACGGGUCAAACGGGCUUAAGUGGCAUCGUCCGUUAAAUCUCCGGCAUGUUUUCGAUAUAAAGUCCAAAUAUCCAUCUGCUAAAUUAGUUGUAGGUAACACAGAGGUGGGAAUUGAGACGAGGCUAAAGAAUUUCAAUUAUCCAGUUCUUAUACAUGUCGCUCACGUGCCAGAACUUAAUGAAUUGAUUGUAAAAGACGAAGGCUUGGAAAUCGGUGCGGCGGUUAAACUUUCGGAGCUAGUUAAAGUACUUAAAACAGCUGUGGAGAAUCGCGCCCCUCAUCAAACCUCGUCAUGUAGAGCCAUACUCGAACAGUUGAAAUGGUUUGCCGGUACGCAGAUACGAAAUAUCGCGUCUAUAGGUGGGAAUAUAUGCACUGCAAGUCCUAUAUCGGAUUUAAAUCCAAUACUGAUGGCUGCUGGAGCAAUAUUUCGAAUAUCCGACAAUAAGGGGAGUUUAAGAACAUGUGCAGCUGAAAAGUUUUUUCUAGGGUAUCGUAAAGUAGAUCUUGAAAGUAAUGAGAUCCUUUUAUCGGUUUUUCUGCCUUGGAAUUCAAGAUACGAGUUUGUGAAGGAAUUUAAACAGGCCCAUAGGAGAGACGAUGAUAUUGCUAUAGUCAAUGCUGGAAUGCGUGUUUGUUUCGAAGAGAGGGAUAAAAAAUGGGUUGUUUCCGAUACUUCGAUUGUUUAUGGUGGAGUUGCUCCUUGUUCUGUUUCUGUUAGUGAAACAAAGAAAUUUUUGAUGGGGAAAAGUUGGAGCAAAGAGGUGUUGGAGGGUGCUUUGGGAGUACUCGAGAAGGAAGUUGUAAUGAAGGAAGAUGCACCUGGAGGAAUGGUGGAGUUUCGUAAAUCGUUAAUAUCAAGUUUUUUCUUUAAAUUCUUUUUGUGGGUUUGUGACCAAAUGGAAGGAAUCGAAUUAUUUGACGAAAAAGUGCCGAUUUCUCAUAUUUCGGCGAUAAAACCGUUUCAUCAUCCUUCGGUUAUGGGAAAUCAAGAGUACGAAAUUGUUAAGCAUGGGAGUUCUGUUGGAGCCCCUGAAGUUCAUCUUUCUGCAAGACUUCAGGUUACAGGUGAGGCGGAAUAUACAGAUGAUGUUGCGAUGCCUCCAAACGGAUUACAUGCUGCACUGAUAUUGAGUAAAAAGCCUCAUGCUCGUAUACUUGAGAUAGACGAUACGGAAGCAAAAAAUUCUCUUGGAUUCGAAGGAAUAUUCUUUGCUAGGAAUGUUCCCGGGGAGAAUAUGAUUGGGCCGAUUGUUAAAGAUGAGGAGCUUUUUGCUUCGGAAAUUGUUACUUGUGUUGGUCAGGUUAUUGGGGUGGUUGUGGCAGAUACGCACGAAAACGCCAAGCGUUGUGCUCGAAAAGUUAACAUUAAGUACGAAGAACUGCCAGCUGUCUUAUCCAUAAAAGAUGCUAUCGAGUGUAAUAGUUUCCACCCCAAUACCGAAAAGUAUAUGAGAAAAGGUGACGUGGAUCUCUGUUUGUCAAAGCAGUGUGAUAAGAUUAUCGAGGGAGAGGUUCAUGUUGGGGGUCAAGAGCAUUUCUAUUUGGAGCCAAACAGCACCUUAAUUUGGACGACUGAUGGUGGAAAUGAAGUUCAUAUGAUCUCGUCUACUCAAGCUCCUCAAAAGCACCAAAAAUACGUUUCGCAUGUUCUUGGUCUUCCCAUGUCGAAAGUGGUGUGCAGGACCAAAAGAAUAGGCGGUGGAUUUGGAGGGAAAGAAACGAGGUCUGCUUUUUUUGCAGCUGUGGCAGCUGUUCCGUCAUAUUUACUGAAUCGCCCUGUAAAACUUACGCUAGACAGAGAUGUUGACAUGAUGGUAACUGGACAACGUCAUAGCUUUCUUGGAAAGUAUAAGGUUGGUAUCACAAACGAAGGAAAAAUACUUGCAUUGGAUCUUGAAAUCUUCAACAAUGCUGGAAACUCACUCGACCUUUCACUUGCGGUGCUCGAACGAUCCAUGUUCCAUUCGGACAAUGUAUACGAGAUUCCAAAUGUUAGGAUCAAAGGGAAGGUCUGCUUCACUAAUUUUCCUAGUAACACUGCUUUUCGAGGAUUUGGUGGGCCCCAGGGUAUGCUAAUUGCUGAAAAUUGGAUUCAAAGAAUUGCCGUGGAAGUUAAGAAAAGCCCAGAAGAAAUCAGGGAGAUGAAUUGACAGAGAGAGGGAUCGGUGUUGCCUUAUGGUCAACGAAUUGAAAAUGUCACUUUGAAUCGACUUUGGGAUGAACUGAAGACAUCGUGUGACUUUUCUGCUGCUCGUGAAGAAGUCGACCAAUUUAAUCUUUGUAAUAGAUGGAAAAAACGGGGGAUCGCUAUUAUUCCGACGAAAUUUGGCAUCUCUUUUACUGCCAAGUUUAUGAAUCAGGCUGGUGCACUUGUUCAAGUCUACACAGAUGGAACUGUAUUAGUGACACACGGUGGUGUUGAGAUGGGGCAAGGUUUGCAUACGAAAAUGGCACAAGUUGCUGCUUCUGUUUUCAACAUUCCGCUCAACUCUGUUUUUAUAUCGGAGACGAGUACUGAUAAGGUUCCAAAUGCGUCACCCACAGCAGCUUCCGCGAGUUCUGAUAUAUACGGUGCAGCAGUUUUAGAUGCAUGCGAGCAAAUAAAAACACGAAUGGAGCCUAUCACAUCGAAGCAUAAUUUUGGCUCAUUUGCUGAGCUUGCAAAUGCGUGCUAUAUGGAACGGAUAGACCUUUCGGCUCAUGGAUUUUAUAAAACGCCCGAUAUAGGCUUUGAUUGGGAAACUUGUCAAGGAAAUCCGUUUAGGUAUUUCACUUACGGAGCUGCAUUUGCUGAAGUAGAAAUCGACACAUUGACUGGAGAUUUCCACACGAGGCAAGCCGAUGUUAUUCUCGAUCUUGGAUUUUCGCUCAAUCCAGCAAUUGAUGUUGGACAGGUUCGUUUUUUUUUCUUUUUUCCUUUUUACCGAAAUUCUUGCAUGUCUGAUAAAAUUAACUGUUCUCAAAAGUCCAUUUUAACUGCUAAUUAUCGAAUGGGAAAGUAAUAAACUUUCUGAUA